Suillus subaureus is the source of this 534-nucleotide messenger RNA. RefSeq lists its product as uncharacterized. NCBI's taxonomy places the organism in Eukaryota, Fungi, Basidiomycota, Agaricomycetes, Boletales, Suillaceae. The transcript has a single exon. Bases 1 to 534 code for a protein of 177 amino acids. The record is from RefSeq and is a predicted model, not a curated record.
AUGCGCAUCAACAGCAGCAGGAAACAGCAAGGUCCUCCAGCAGGGUCUCCUCCUCCACCAUAUCCACCCCUGUCUGGUGGCCCAAAUGAUCCCCCACCAGCACCUGUUGCAUUGCACAACUUGCUGGCAAACUUGGUGCCAGAUGUUUUACUCACUCUUGCAGUGCAGGCUGUUCAGGGUCAGCCUCAACAGAAUCUGCCCCAUCAAAAUCACAUACCCCAAUCACUGCCCCCCAGUGACCAACAUGCUAUCCAGCCAGACUUAGAAACUGCGUCGGAUGUACAGGCACUGUGGAGUAUAUGUGAGAACCUCCAACACGAGGUUAAUUGCCUGAAACAUAGUCACAAAGAUGACGGUGAUGAGGCAGAUGAUGAGGACGAGCCUACAGAUAAAGGUAUGUGUCAGAAGAAGAAGAAGAAGCUGAUGAAGGGCAAGAUACGGAUGUACCUUCUCAACUGCCCUCUUCAAGAACUCUCAGCAUCAGCAAACUACUUUGUUCUGUACAGAACUGUACAGAGCUGUACAAUGCGAUAG